AUGAGCAGCUCCUUCAACUCCACCACCACUCCCAACUUCGAUAAUCUCCUCCUCCAGUCCCUUAUGGGCCGCCUCCAAAUCCGACCCCCAAGUCUCCACACUCCUCUAACCCCAAUGCCGCCUUUUCUCAGCCCUCAAUCCCUCGAAGACCUUCUCUUUUCCGAUACCUUCCUCAACCUCUCCGACUCCGAUUCCGAAAACGAAUCCGACAGGACCCAGCUGGCAAAGGAAGAGUCCAGACUUGAAAAGGAGAUCAUCCGCACUAUUCUCAGUGGGGAAAGUGAAAAAUUGAAGCCAAAUUCGGGUCAAGCUGUGACAAUCGGGGAGCAUCACAUUUGUGUCGGGUUUCAUGAGGAGACCGAGUCGGAUUAUCGGGUCUGGGAGUGGCACGGGCAUAUCAUGUUGUUUGAUGAGGAGAAUGGGUAUACCCCGGAGUAUAUUUAUGGGAAUUAUUUUGAGAGAUUGAAUCCGACGAAGAGGCGUAUGGAGAUAAAGAAGGAAAGGGACGAUGAUGACUUGAAGGAGGAGGAUGGAAAAGGGGAGGAAAAAGAGGAGGAGAAGGUGGGAAAUAUGGGGUUGAGGGACCUGAUUGAGUCCUCGGAAAUGGGUACCAACCGGAUUCUUCAUCGGAAUUUGAAUGCUAAUUCUGCAUCUCCAGGUUUUAGUUGA
Messenger RNA from Fraxinus pennsylvanica, 669 nucleotides. Lineage: Eukaryota; Viridiplantae; Streptophyta; Magnoliopsida; Lamiales; Oleaceae. The record is from the annotation of a GenBank genome assembly.